UGCUCAGAGCUUUAUCUCACUGGGAGUUGUCUUCGGACAUCUGUGCCAUGGGUGUGAAGAUGCUGCAGUGUUUUCCUUUCUACAGACGCUGCAAAGAGCGGUGCAAGAGCAGGCAGUGCCCCCCCGCGGCAGUUCCCAUUGAGGAGAUGAAGCCCCGUCUGUGCUCGACGACAUCCUCGGGCAGCGAAAGUGAAGGAGCAGGAAGCCUGAGUCGGGGCUCCCAGAUAUACUUCUCCACCAAGGCCAGGCUGUCUUUUAGACACCAGCUGGACAGCAACAUCAACGCAGUGGACGCCACCUACUGAGGAGGACGAAGGGCUGAAGAGGAGAUAAAUGGACUCCUGUGUUUAAAAGUUUCCCAUUGCCCAUUCAUGCUUGGACGCUGCGGUGCGGACUGUUAGCUGAGCGAUUGCAUCUAUCGCCACCCUUAGAUGUGAUCAACAAUAGUUGUGCACGACCACUUGUUUACAGAAUUCACAACCAAAAAGUGCAUUACUUUUUUUUUUAUUGUUUCUUUUUUUAUUUCUUUUUUU
Messenger RNA from Epinephelus moara (kelp grouper), 533 nucleotides. RefSeq lists its product as uncharacterized. The record is from RefSeq and is a predicted model, not a curated record. NCBI's taxonomy places the organism in Eukaryota, Metazoa, Chordata, Actinopteri, Perciformes, Serranidae. The transcript has 3 exons. The coding region runs from base 48 to 305 and encodes 85 amino acids.